Colletotrichum destructivum is the source of this 339-nucleotide messenger RNA. RefSeq lists its product as uncharacterized. NCBI's taxonomy places the organism in Eukaryota, Fungi, Ascomycota, Sordariomycetes, Glomerellales, Glomerellaceae. The coding region runs from base 1 to 339 and encodes 112 amino acids. The record is from RefSeq and is a predicted model, not a curated record. The transcript has a single exon.
AUGCUUGGUUGCGAAAUUGGCCAAGAAUGUGCCAGCCAGGGGAAACCGCGCAAAAGACCCCCAGAGGGGCCACCCAAGUCUUGUCUUGAUGACCGGCGGAGCACGAAAUCAGAUGGCUCAUUACGAGCCACCGCUGGCCAGGCCCGACUCACUGGCUCUGAGUUGCCGACAUGCUCCAUAUUCUAUCUCUUUCGCGCCUCAAAUAGCAAGCGACGACGCUCCAUCAGCCAGGCCCCCAGUGAUGGCAGUGGGAGAGGGAUGGGUCUCAGGGUUGCAUCGUGCCCACGGCCGCCCGGACGGAUCGCGAAUCUUUGCGCCUGUGGCACUAGGGCCUGUUAG